GCACACCAGGGCCUGGACUAGACCCUUUCUAUUACUUGGUCCAAUAGCAACAAGACCAAAAGCCCAAAGAAAAUCAUACGACUCUCCCUCUUUUGGCGGGUUGUCACUCCCGUCCUACUCUGCUCUCUUCCUCUGUUAGAACGCCAUGAUGCCCUACCAGCACUGACGCCAAUCCCCAUCAUUGAGCCGACCUACUUCCUCUUCCCCUGUCUAUUUCUCCCAAAACACCCAACCUCGUCCCUGUCUCUGUUUCACCCAAAACGCCCAGUCUGCUUCUGUUUCGCCCAAAAUCGCACAAAACCUCCUGUAAUCAGAGCUGCAUCGCGACCCAAUUCUCUAAGUUUUCUGAUUCCCUCCAUCGAGACAAUCACAGGGGUAGAUUGGGGCAGCUUUUGGAUUCUAGCUGCAUACAACUUAUUUAGCUGUUACUUGGAUCGGUUUCUUCAAAGCGAACCAUAGAUGUAAGCCCAAAACAUCGGUCAAGGGGACAAGAGGGUCAGUUUAACUUGUGGGGUAUCAUGUGGGAUUUGAUUAUACUGUCGGGGUUAGGUUUUGUUCAAACCAACACUGUUGUCUUAAGUUUGGGCUUGUGCUAUACUACUCGCUUGUUUUCCCCAAAUUACUAAAUGAAGACACCUCUUUGAAAUUUGAAGAGGGAUUAAUCCAUAUUCCGGAGGCACAUGCUGCAAAUUUGGGCAAAGCAUUCGAUCAGUUCUUGCCUACCAUGAUAUUACAUACAGCAGAUACUUCUCUAGUGUAUGCCAUCGUCGUUUUCUCGUUUCAUCCCAAGGGGCCUUUCUCUAUCCCAAAUCCAACGCUUCAUACCUAAAAGCUGGAAACGAGGCACCACCCAAUUUGAGAAACCAUCAGCACCGUCUAUUUUCGAAACAGGUUCAGCAGUUGAUGAUUCUAUGAUAGAUUCUCUUCUUAUAUCCAUUAAGAACUAUGCAAGCGAGGGUAAUUUAUCAAAAGCAUUCAAAGCUUUCUCUCUUCUCAAGCUCCAUGGCUCUUCUGCUACUUCUUGUGACCUUAUCUUGCAUCCCAUCUCUUCUCUUCUCUUGUCUUGCGCCAACCAUAAAUCUUUCCCACAGGGUGAACAGCUUCAUGCACAUAUUGUCAGAUUGGGUUUUGAGCGACACCCCAUUUUGGUUUCCAAGCUGGUUACUCUUUACUCAAGAUUUAAUCUCCAUGUUGAUGCUCAUAUUGUCAUUGAGAAUUCAAAUAUAUUGCAUCCUCUUCCUUGGAAUGUGCUCAUCUCUUCAUAUGUUAAAAAUGAACUUUUGGAUGAGGCUCUCUCUACGUAUAAACAAAUGGUAAAUAAGGGGAUUAGACCAGAUAGUUUCACUUACCCAUCUGUUCUCAAGGCAUGUGGUGAAAAAUUGGAUAUAGGGUUUGGGAGGGAGGUGCAUAAGUCAAUCAAUGCUAGUUGUCAGGAUUGGAAUUUAUUUGUGCAUAAUUCAUUGGUCUCCAUGUAUGGGAGAUUUGGGCUUGUGGAUGUUGCUCGUCACUUGUUUGACAAAAUGCCCACAAGGGAUGAGAUCUCUUGGAAUGCAAUGAUAUCUGGUUAUGCCUCCAAGGGCAUGUGGACGGAAGCAUUUGAGCUGUUUGGAAGCAUGCGGAUGGAGGGUCUUGGAGUUGAUAUCUUAACUUGGAAUACCAUAGCUGGAGGAUGCUUGAGGACAGGCAAUUUCAAGGGUGCACUUGAGUUGCUUUCUCAAAUGAGAAUCUGUGGUAUUUUAUUGGACUCGGUAUCAUUGAUUAUUGGUUUGAGUGCUUGUUCCCACCUUGGAGUCAUUAAGUUAGGGAAGGAGAUUCAUGGUUCUGCAAUUCGUGGUUGUUGGGAUGGCUAUGAUAAUGUUAAACAUGCAUUAAUUACGAUGUAUUCCAGGUGCAAAGACCUUAGGCAAGCCUAUGGUUUGUUUCAAUUGGUAGAAGAUAGAAGUAUAAUUACUUGGAACUCCAUGCUUUCUGGUUAUUCCCGCAUGGACCGAGCUGAGGAAGCUUCAUUCUUAUUUAGGGAGAUGAUGUGUUCUGGAAUUGAACCUAAUUACAUUACAAUUGCCAGCAUCCUUCCCCUCUGUGCUCGGGUAGCGAAUCUUCAACACGGGAAGGAGUUCCACUGCUACAUAACAAAACGUGUAGUGUUUGAUGAUUAUUUACUUCUGUGGAAUGCUCUUGUGGACAUGUAUGCCAGAUCAGGCAAAAUUUUAGAAGCUAAACGAGUAUUUGAUUCAAUGUCUAAGCGAGAUGAAGUAACUUAUAAUUCAAUGAUUGCAGGAUAUGGAGUCCAGGGUGAGGGAAAAGCUGCAUUGAAGUUAUUUGAAGAGAUGAACAUGUUACACAUCAAACCUGAUCAUGUAACCAUGGUUUCAAUUUUGUCAGCUUGUAGCCAUUCUCGUCUUGUAAUCCAAGGCCAAAUGCUAUUUGAAAAGAUGGUGAGUGUAUACGGUAUAACUCCCCGUUUGGAGCACUAUGCUUGCAUGGUUGAUCUUUACGGGAGGGCUGGUCUACUAAACAAAGCAAAGGAGAUUAUCACAAGGAUGCCUUACAGGCCAACUUCUGCAAUGUGGGCUACUCUUCUUGGAGCUUGUCGGAUCCAUGGAAAUAUAGAUAUAGGGGAAUGGGCAGCCGAGAAGCUGUUGGAAAUGAGACCUGAAAAUUCUGGUUACUACGUGUUAAUUGCUAACAUGUAUGCUGCUGCUGGUUGUUGGAACAAGCUAGCGAGAGUGAGGACUUUCAUGAGGGACUUGGGUGUGAGGAAGGCUCCUGGCUGUGCUUGGGUUGAUGUGGGCGAUGGAUUCUCCCUGUUUUUGGUGGGGGACACAACAAAUGAGCUGAGAAAUGACAUUUACCUUCUGUUGGAUGGAUUAACUGAGCUAAUGAAAGAUGCUGAUUCUGUAGUCAAUGAGGAUUUUAGUUCAGGCCAUCAAACAAAAGGUUUCUAUGCGUGGCAAAUUUCCCCUAUCAAAUCUCAUCUCCCCUCGCAUUCAAGUAAUUGAAGCACCAACCAACCUGCUAAAUUGCCGUUGUCCACCCAUGGAUAAUGUGAAAAAAAUUGUGAAAGCAAACCUGUGUAAUCGCUGCCAAUCAAGAAGUUUGGAAUGCAACGAGGAAGCCAGAUCUAUGUCAAUAACCGUUUUGGUAGACAGUAAAAAGGUUUGUGAGCACCAAUUAGCGUUUGGUAAUCGUCCUCCAGACAGCCGACGCGAUGAAACUCAAAAUUUACGUGAGUUAAUUUAACGUGUCAUGUCACUAGCGAGGGAGUGGUUUGGGGAGAUGCCGCUGCUGGAGAGCCCUCAUGGAUUAGAAGCAGGGAUGACAAAGCGCUAAUUAACAACUACCAGGAUGAAGAAAAUAAUUUGCAAGCACCUUGCCCUUUAAAGAAUUGAACCUUCCAAGUUUCGAGAGAUGAUAAUGUGGCAAAUAACAUGGACGGCCAUAUUAUGCCGUCCAUAUUAUGUUCCACAUACGUUGGUAUUAAAAAAUUGGUAAGCAAGUUAGUGUUGUAGCAUUAUUGAAAAAACAACAAAAACGUCUCCUCCUCCACUAUAUCAUGCUAUAAUAAAUUAGUAAGGGUAUUUUAGGAAGAAGAAAAUUGCAAAUCUGACUCAUUAAGUAACUUGGUGGUGCUGGGUCUUAUAUUUGUAUUGGUAACAACUGCAGAAAUAUAAUUUUUGGCGUUGAAAUUAGUGUGGUUUAUUUUCCACA
Molecule: messenger RNA, 3708 nt
Organism: Prunus dulcis (almond)
Lineage: Eukaryota; Viridiplantae; Streptophyta; Magnoliopsida; Rosales; Rosaceae
Product: pentatricopeptide repeat-containing protein At1g71490
Exons: 3
Coding region: 759-2999 (746 amino acids)
Biological process (GO): RNA modification
Molecular function (GO): RNA binding; protein binding
Source: RefSeq, a predicted model, not a curated record